CCCCACGUACCUAAUUUACCUUACCUUACCUUACCUUACCUUACCUUUUGCAUUGGAUCUUGACUCGCGAAAUAUCAACAUUUCCAGGGCAUAUACACACGACACGUAAAUUUACUGAGGUUGCUCUAUUUCAUUGACAACAACCACAACGCUUUGCCACUCCGAGCCUGUCUCUUGCCUGGUGCCGGAAGCUACACCGAAUCGGUUUACUCUACUCCUCACAAUCAACCAGCCCUGCUGUACCUUGCCUGAUCUUUGUCGGCGCAAUUCUCAAUUCGAGGAGGUGCUAACAAACACCCUGGUCUGCUACACAUCGAAGCUGGAACCUCAGUCUCCACACCUCACCAGCCAGCCAGCCAGCCAGCCAGCCAUCCAUCCUCUUCUACCACUCCUCCCUUCAGCAAGGAGCCAGCUUCUCCCGAAGAUCUGGCACUGGCACCCGCGCGUCGUUACCUCGCGCUUCAGUCCCUCGACUGCAGCUGCCGUGCGUGCAUGCAAGGUCAAAUAUCACGGUGUAUCCUUUAUUUCCUAUCAUCUUACUCCACAGGCCCAGUCCAGGUCGCUGUGACUCGCCAUCCAGUUCCAGUUUGUCACAACGUUUGUCGUCGGCGUUCCCAAAGGAGCUGCACGUCACUCACUCAGCCGCGGCAAGAACUCGGUGUAACCCUGUCUUGCUCGAGUCUGCUCUGCUGCGCGGGCCAACCUGACAUUCAUGAAGCCAGAGCCAAAAUCGAUCUUCACGUCUGAGAGAGAUUUCACCAGUCAAGCAAUCCGCGAGCGGAUAACCCCUUCUUCGAACCCGAGCACAGCUUCUCACAUCGCGGCGCCUACAUAUGAGCAGGGAAUAAUCAGGGAGGAGGCCCAGCCUGUCUGCCCAGAAGACGACCCCUCGACGUCUAGCCAGAGAGAGUCUGCAGAGUUGAGAAGCGGACACAGAGGCCGUCUACCAUCUCUCAAACUCGCUGAAAUACACGCUCAAGCAUCAUCAAACGAUACACCAGGUAUUAAGUCGCCUAACCCAAUACAAGACUAUUCCUCUCCGCGGACGGCCCUAUUACCACGAGAAAUACCGCAUGCCUCAAAACAUCCAAGGGUGGAGGAUAAAGGUUCAAGGCCAGCUUCUGCAGAGCGGCCGCAGAAAAGGAACCGACCCAAGUUUAUAAACGCACGCCAACAUACCCUUGAUUCGGAAAGUUUUCAAACAGUGGUAUCUAGGAAGGUACAGGGUUCUCCACCUUCACCUCUAUUCUUUUCGUCGCAACAUUCCAGAAAACGCCCGUUACUUCCUCCAAGCUUCUCCAGCGCCGACGCUGCAGCAGCUAUGCUGAAUAGAGCUCGAGAUGAGCCUGGAGGGGUUACAACACUGAAACUUGCUCGAGGAAGCCUCAGCAAUUCAAGCCCCCCUCGUGCUUCAAGUACGCCUGGGGUAUCUAGUGAAAGAAGCAGCGUAUCCCAGAGUCCCAACUGGAAGAUGAAGUCCUCAGCGGGAAUGCAAACAUUAGAGAGCGUUGGGGUCGUUGAAAUCCUGGAGCAAGACGAGAGGCCUACAUUCAUUAUCGAUCUGGCAAAUACAACAAAUUUUACACCAGGUAGCCCGUUGCAACUAGUUUUUGCAAAUGCCGCACUUCGGGCGUAUGAAUCUAUCUUGGAAAUGGUCACGGGCAAAGCAGACUUAGACAGCCCUGGUGUAGCCGUGACGAACGAUUUCCCUGAAUUUAAGGCAUGGGCAUUGAGUUAUGUCAAGAAUAGUGAGAGUAUGGAUGUUUGCCUACCCUCGAUGAAGUAUGGAGGCUUCACAUGGAAUUGCAGCACACUACGGAAACGUUUACGUCUCAUUAGUGGGAGCAAUAACACCAGCAACCCCGCGAUACCGUCAGGAAGCAGUUCAAAUGGAGCCUUAAGCGGCUCAUCUACGUUGAGUGAGCGGCUACGGGGAUCAACCAUCACCCGUCUUCCUCGAUCGCCUCUGGUCCAGUCGACUGAGCCUUCAGAUUACUUUGGCGAUGCUGUUCCAGCUGCGAAUUCUGGAGCAAGUACACCGGCUCGGCAGGAAAUCUCAGAUUCUGUAGAAGUGAACAAAAAUGGCGUGGUCGAAUCGCCUCCAAGACAGGCAAUGCUCGCUUACCAAAGCGAAGAUUUGACGAGCGAAAUGAUGCGCAUCCGAUAUCCUGAGAGCUCCUCCUUCGACUGGACAAGAAUUCCAUUAUCUGCGGCCCUCCCCAGACAUGUUCAAUUUGCUCGGUCUAUUAAUUGGUCUGCAACAGCCCUUGGUCCAAUUCAGAGUUGGGCAUUUGAUUUGAGAGCGAUGUGCAAUCUCAUCAUGGGUUCUCCGCAUCCAGCUGCGAUGUACUGGGGUGAUGAAUACAUUGCUAUUUACAAUGAGGCAUAUAUCCUACUAGCUGGACAGAAACAUCCUCAAUUAAUGGGUCAAAGUUACAAAUCUGCAUGGGCCGAGAUCUGGCCAGAAAUUGAAGGAGUCUUUGAUAAUGCAAAGAAUUCAGGCCAAUCGACAAUGAAAGACGAUGACUGUUUAUUUAUCAAAAGAAAUGGGUUCCUAGAAGAGUCCUACUUUUCAUGGUCAAUCAUUCCUCUGGUCGGCGAGGAUGGCACAGUAGUUGGGCUUUACAAUCCUGCUUUCGAAAAAACCCGGCGCAAGAUUGCUGAAAGACGAAUGUUGACGCUGAGGGAAGUUGGAGAGAAAACUGCCACCGCUCGUGAGGUGAAAAGCUUCUGGGGCCAAGUCAUCAAGGGACUUGAGUACAAUGAGUAUGAUGUGCCGUUUGUAUUUCUUUACUCAGUGAGUGAAGACACCGACAGCGACUUAAGCUCUAUGCAUUCUGGUUCACUGGCCCAAGCGCCUCAGUGUAUCCUGGAAGGCACUUUAGGAGUUCCUGCGGAUCAUAAAGCAGUCAUCAGUCCGCUCGAUUUGAAGGCUAGCGACGAGAGCUUCGCCCCGUAUUUACGAGAAUCGAUGAGAUAUAACAAGACAAUUCUGUUAACAACGGAAGACGGCACUUUGUCUUCCGAUCUGAUCGAUGGUCUCGAAUGGCGAGGCUUUGGAGACCCUUGCCGAGCAGCUGUCGUUUGUCCCAUCCAUCCUACUACUGGGGAAACAAUCCUCGGAUUCCUAGUGAUGGGCAUAAAUCCUCGGCGGCCAUAUGAUGACGACUACAGUCUAUUCAUCCAACUCCUAGGCCGGCAAUUGGCGACGUCCAUGGCGUCCGUUGUUCUUUUCGAGGAGGAGAUUAGACGUGGUCAACGUGCUGCUCAACUCGCCGCGCUUGACCGCCAAGAACUCUCGAAACAGCUUGACUUGCGGACUCGAGAAGCUGUAGAGAGUGAGACAAGAUUCACACGCAUGGCAGAGUUUGCGCCUGUGGGGAUGUUCAUCGCGGAUGGAUCCGGUGCUAUAACUUUCAGCAACGAUACCUGGUGGGAAAUAACGAGACACCCAAGAGGGGUUAACAGCGCAAAUACUUGGAUGGACAGCAUAAAGGAUGAAGAUCGUGCCGGAGUUCAAGCCAUCUGGAAUAAACUAGUCAGCAAGAAGACAGUCGUCACCCACGAGUUCCGCUUCAAAACCCCGUGGCAAGAUCGAAAUGGCAACCGAAGCGAUACGUGGGUUCUGAUGAGCGCUUAUCCUGAGAAGGACCAAGAUGGCAAGUUGAAGAGCGUGUUUGGUAGUAUCACGAAUAUCAGCCAACAGAAGUGGGCCGAAGAUUUCCAAAAGAGAAGGAUGGAGGAGGCUAUUGAAAUGAAGCGCCAACAGGAGAACUUUAUCGACAUGACCUCUCAUGAGAUGCGGAAUCCACUUUCGGCUAUUCUUCAAUGCAGCGACGAAAUCACUACUUCGCUUAUGGACCUCAAGGCCAGUGAUGAAGCUUCUAAAUCAUCCGAGAAGCUCUUGGAUACUCUGGAGAACAGUAUUGAUGCUUCUCAAACAAUUGCACUCUGUGCUCAACAUCAGAAACGUAUCGUUGACGACAUUUUAACUCUAUCCAAACUUGAUUCGGCCCUUUUGGUCGUGACUCCAGUCUCAGUACAACCUGUUGCUGUGGUCCAGAGAGCCUUGAAGAUGUUCGAAGGAGAGCUGGAUACUAAUGACAUCGCCAUGGAGUUUAUGAUGGAGACGUCUUAUCUGGAUCUGCAAGUUGACUGGGUCAAAUUAGACCCUUCCCGGUUGCUACAAGUUCUGAUCAACUUAACUACGAAUGCUAUCAAGUUCACCCACGGCCAGAACAAGCGAACCAUCAUCGUUAGUGUUGGUGCUAGCAAGGAACGUCCUGUUGGCGAGAGUUCAGACGUUUCCUAUUUUCCAAGUCGUUCAAAACGGAAAGAUCUGAUUACAGAAGAUGCGGAAUGGGGAACUGGUGACGAGAUAUACCUUCACUUUGCUGUUCAGGACACAGGACGAGGAUUAGAUGAAAAGGAGAAGACGCUACUCUUCCAGCGGUUCAGUCAAGCUUCUCCUCGUACCCACGUACAAUAUGGUGGCUCAGGUCUCGGACUCUUCAUUUCGAGAGAACUGACUGAACUACAAGGAGGCGAGAUUGGCGUAUCAUCGGAACGUGGGGUAGGCAGCACCUUCGCUUUCUAUAUCAAAGCACGCAAAGUCGACGGCUUUGCAGAAGAUACACCAAUAUCCACGACGAUCAAUGCUCUUCGGAGAAACUCGUCCAAUUCUGCUGUUACGAUCGAGAGCAGGAAGAACUCUUCCGGUAAAGCAAUCCACCGAUCUCAUACCACAGGUCAUCGACGUCGUUCAACAGUCACUCCGCCAAUUUCAUCGCCGCCACCACAGCCAGUUACUGGAAUUACAAUGGAUCAUUCUAAGCUGAAGAUUCUCAUUGUCGAAGACAAUCUGGUCAAUCAGAAAGUCCUCCAGAAAUCACUCAAAAAUCAAGGAUUCAUGACUGAGCUUGCCAAUCAUGGCGGCGAAGCUCUCGAGAUUCUCAAGACGUCGAACUACUGGACUGGUCGAGAGAAGGAUGGGAUGGAAUUGGCAGUCAUCUUGAUGGAUCUUGAGAUGCCAGUGAUGGAUGGCCUCACAUGCACUCGGCAAAUCAGAGGUUACGAAGCAGACGGAACUAUCGUAAAACAUGUGCCAAUCAUAGCAGUGACGGCAAACGCACGUCUGGAACAAAUCGAUACGGCGCUUGCUGCUGGGAUGGACAAUGUUGUUUCGAAACCAUUUCAAAUCCCACAAUUGAUACCCAAGAUCUACGAACUCGUGACUAGAAACAAAUCGACAGAGGACCCGUCUCAGACGGCUCAUACAGAAACAGAGGCAGGACCAUCAUAGACCUGGAGAGGAUGGCAUGUACAGUAGAUGAGGAAUAGAUGACAGAGGAGCAUGGAGAACUGCAUGGAGUUGAGGGCGUUGCAUUUGGGUAAAAGUCACAGAAGGAUAUAUAUACCAUUGUUGGCUGGGGCAUGCGCGGGCGGGCGCGCGGGUUUUUGGAUGUACUGCAUAAGCGGGGUCGUGCUUGCGGAAUACAGAACAAGCUUCUAGGCUUUUGAUGAGGUGAGAUGAGUUAAUGAGGGAGAUUUGUAGAUAUGAUAUGAUACGAAAGAUCAAGAUGAAUGAUAAUGUGACGGUGGCACGAGUCGCCGUCGAGAAUUUAGGAAAAGAAAUGAAACUCGUGCUGUGGCUGUAGCUGCCUGAAUGAAGGAGCGACUUUUGGAGAGCUGAGCUGCAACUGCUCAGUCCUGAACCAAAUCCCACAGGUCCGAUCCAAGUACAAUACGAGCGAGUGCUCUGAUCCUUGGGGGCUGUGACCCUCUCCCGGAAAGCAUACAUCAUCAUGUACCACAUCGCAUCGCAUUGCACGCCGUAGUACAGUACAUUACAAUUCAAUUUCUUUUCCAAAUUAUCUCAUCGCCAUCGUGCCAGCACUCACUCACCCCUCGUGUCAAUUCAAGUCAAGUCAAGUCACAGUAUCCAAGGCAGGUAUAAGAAUAGUAGUACUUUAGAGGUGCAUGUAGAUGAGUGUGCAUUAGCGAUACGAUGCGAUGCACGCGUCGUCUACCUACCCACCCUACCUGGUGUACCGUUCUGGUAAAUUCAUUCCCAAGCGAUGGAGGGGUGGCGAUUUCAUAUCGAGGUGGUUUGCCCCUCGCUGCAGUUCAAUGGAGGAGUGGACUGUAUACGGAGGGACAGGUGCAGAUGCAGGUGCAGGUGGAUGGUUGGAGGUAGGGAGGUGUGGAUUUAUGCAUGCAUGUCAGAUUAUUAUUGUGUGCCCACAUGGAGGGAAGGAGAGGUAUCUCGUCUCGUCUCGCCUUGCCUCCAGGUUGAUAAUACCCGGAUGGCAAAUUGAACCGCCAUGCGCGCGCCCAGAUGGAGGUGACUGCCGAAAAUUAUCUACCGUGCUGGCGGUUCUGGGUUGGUAAGUACUUAUUGUAUUGUAUUGUGUCUGUUGGCUGUUGUUUUGCGUGUCGGGAUAUGCCAUUUGGGCUGAGGUCAGCUCGAUGGAUAUCGCGGACGAAGCUUCUCACUUCUUUUUGCCUUCCACUCCUCGCUUGAUAUCCAAGCAACAGGCGAGUCGCUCAAGUAAAAGUCAAGCCAAAGUCAAGAAGAAAAUGAGACGAGAUGAAAUCGAUAUGAGAUGCCGCUAGUACUUGGCGCUGCGAUUUAACUACUCUCCGUACUUCUGUUCCUGGCGCUGGCGCCAUUGAAUCGUCCCCAAUACAGGGGAAAGCCUGGGAUGGACAUGCACUCGAAUGGAGAGCCUCGAGCUUGUUCGAGUUCUCGGCAUGAUCUUGAGGGGUAGUGAGGUGAUAGCACUAGAAUGUGGUACGGAACAUGUUGGGGCAGGCGCCCGGCAUGCGGCCUGCCUGCCUGAUGCAUGGAGAUGGAGAUGUGAUGCACAUCGCAAGAGGGCCAGAACAGAACAGAAGGGUUUCUCGUGUAAGCAGGUGGAGAGAGCAGAUUCGCAGAUUCCAGUCGAGGGGGCCAAAUCGUGCUAAGCGAGAGC
Cadophora gregata is the source of this 6974-nucleotide messenger RNA. RefSeq lists its product as uncharacterized. Gene Ontology annotation, molecular function: phosphorelay sensor kinase activity. The record is from RefSeq and is a predicted model, not a curated record. The transcript is spliced from 9 exons. Lineage: Eukaryota; Fungi; Ascomycota; Leotiomycetes; Helotiales; Ploettnerulaceae. Gene Ontology annotation, biological process: regulation of DNA-templated transcription; phosphorelay signal transduction system; phosphorylation. The coding region runs from base 713 to 5302 and encodes 1529 amino acids.